AUGGCGCGUGGAAGUAGCAGCUCAGGCUCACGGGCGAGGCCGCGGUUUCAGCUCGGCUGGCAACGGUUCAUACCGUUUCUGGGCUACCACCAUGUGCUGAUGAUUCUGAUUGCCGUUGCCAUUAUUUUACUAUCACUGCUACUGGCCGGCUGCUCAUCGUCAUCGCCGCUUAUACCAGACAUCUUCCUACUCUCGCUGUACUAUCAAAAGUAUCAGGCCGUUCCCGACACGGCACAAGUUGACUACAAUGUCGUCACUGCCAUCGCCAACAUUGCUGGCAGUGCUAGUCUCCAGGCCCGUGUCGGGUACUUUGGCAUCUGUGUCAACCCCGACGGCGGCUCGUGGCUUUGCAGCAACAACGCUACGGCUUUGGCCAAGGAGGUUUCUGUUGACCAGGAUCCUCUCAACCUAAUCUGGCUCGCGGGCCAGUUCAAGGACAUGAUUGUCUUUCCCUAUCUAAUAAUCAUUGCCAUCAUAUUCGCCUUCCUGUGUCUUCUUUUGCUGGCCACCUUCCCAGGUUGGCACGACGAAGAGGAUUCUGAAGGAUCCGAGCGCGAAGUCAAGCCCUUCCCCUCACGAGCCGUCUCACAAGUCGCCCUCGCCAUCAUCUUCAUCGCCUCAAUCUUUGUCCUCGUCUCUGUUCUGUGGCAACACACUGCAUCAGUCGCGGCAUCCGUCAUCGCCCAAGAUUUUGGCAACGGAUCUGUCAAGAGUGGUGUGGGCACCAGCGCCAUGGUAAUGGGUUGGUUCUCGUUCACACUGCUCAUCAUUGUCACAAUUGGCCUGCUCGUCAUGAUAUUGAGUAUGCGCGUCCUCAAACAGAUGAUGCGAGACUAG
Molecule: messenger RNA, 837 nt
Organism: Metarhizium brunneum ARSEF 3297
Lineage: Eukaryota; Fungi; Ascomycota; Sordariomycetes; Hypocreales; Clavicipitaceae
Biological process (GO): conjugation with cellular fusion
Cellular component (GO): membrane; mating projection tip
Source: RefSeq, a predicted model, not a curated record